Messenger RNA from Prunus armeniaca (apricot), 1098 nucleotides. NCBI's taxonomy places the organism in Eukaryota, Viridiplantae, Streptophyta, Magnoliopsida, Rosales, Rosaceae. The record is from the annotation of a GenBank genome assembly.
AUGACCGCCUCUCUCGCCCUCCCCUCCAUUUCUCUCAACUCCUCCUCCGUUUCGGGGCUUCGAAAUGGAAAAGGAGCCCCGCUCGGUAUCCGGAGCCUCGGGCGAUCUAGGGUUUCCAUGACCGCCUCCGUUGGAUCGCAGACUCUGCAAAGCGAUGCCUUGUUCGCUGAUUACAAGCCCAACUUCGCUUUCCUCUUCCCUGGUCAAGGUGCGCAAGCAGUUGGAAUGGGAAGGGAAGCUCAAAGCGUGCCUGCUGCUGCGGAGUUAUACAAGAAAGCAAACGAUAUUUUAGGGUUUGAUCUUUUGGAUGUUUGUUUCAAUGGGCCAAAAGAGAAGCUAGAUUCAACUGUUAUAAGCCAGCCAGCUAUUUAUGUCACAAGUCUAGCCGCUGUUGAGUUACUUCGUGCACGUGAUGGAGGCCAGCAGAUCAUUGAUUUUGUUGAUGUCACAUGUGGCCUAAGUUUGGGAGAAUAUACUGCUCUAGCAUUUGCUGGGUCAUUCAGCUUUGAGGAUGGGCUCAACCUGGUCAAACUGAGGGGAGAAGCCAUGCAGGAAGCUGCCGAUGCUGCCAAAAGUGCCAUGGUCAGUGUCAUAGGGUUGGACUCGGACAAGGUUCAACAGUUGUGUGACGCAGCCAAUCAAGAAGUCGAUGAUGCUAACAAAGUUCAGAUUGCAAAUUAUCUAUGUACUGGCAAUUAUGCUGUAUCUGGUGGUGUGAAAGGAGUGGAAGCAGUAGAGGCCAAAGCAAAGUCAUUCAAGGCCCGAAUGACGGUUCGACUAGCUGUUGCUGGCGCUUUCCACACUAGUUUUAUGGAACCUGCUGUAUCAAGAUUGGAAGCUAAAUUGGCAGCAACACAGAUCAGAACACCAAGAAUACCAGUUAUCUCCAAUGUUGACGCACAACCACACUCAGAUCCCGAGACAAUUAAGAAAAUAUUGGCUCGUCAGGUGACUUCCCCUGUUCAAUGGGAAACGAGUGUCAAGACUCUCCUUAGCAAGGGGCUGAAGAAGAGCUACGAAUUGGGACCUGGAAAGGUUAUAGCUGGCAUUGUGAAGAGAAUGGAGAGAAGUGCAGAGAUUGAGAACAUUGCCGCAUGA